Molecule: messenger RNA, 2674 nt
Organism: Setaria italica (foxtail millet)
Lineage: Eukaryota; Viridiplantae; Streptophyta; Magnoliopsida; Poales; Poaceae
Product: AP2-like ethylene-responsive transcription factor ANT
Exons: 9
Coding region: 299-2272 (657 amino acids)
Biological process (GO): regulation of DNA-templated transcription
Molecular function (GO): DNA binding; DNA-binding transcription factor activity
Source: RefSeq, a predicted model, not a curated record
ACAUUCUCCUCUCCUCAUCGAUCACUCUUCUUCCUCCGUCCCCCGCGCACAUGUCACCCGAGCUUAGCUUGGCUUAGCUAACAUCUCACCCCCUCGCACGGAGGCAGGGAGGCACACCCACACACAAACCGAAGCCCUCCAGCGUCCCCCUCCAAACCCGCGCAGGCUGUGCUAGCCAUGGAGAGUGGCGGUAUCAUUGCGGCAUGUACUCUCCAAUGAUUGAUCUCUCAUCGUCUCUUCUUCCAACCCCCUCCUCGUCCUCGUCCUCCUCCCUCCCUGCCCGCCCUGUCUCCCCAAAAUGACCAGCAACAGCAGCCAGAACCUCAGCAGCUGCAGCACCGGCGGGAGCGACGCGGCGGUCGGCGGCGGCGGCAGCUGGCUGGGCUUCUCGCUGUCGCCUCACAUGGCGGCCACCAUGGACGGCUCGGACGGCUCCAACGCCGUGCAGAUGCAGCAGCAGCACCACGGGGGCCUCUUCUACCCUCCCGUCGUCAGCGCCUCCCCCGCAGGCUUCUGCUACGCGCUCGGCGGCGGCGGCCAGGAUGGUGUCUCCACGGCGGGAGCCAAUGGCGGCGGGGGAUUCUACCCUGGGCUCUCCGCCAUGCCGCUCAAGUCUGACGGAUCCCUCUGCAUCAUGGAGGCCCUCCAUAGGAGCGAGCAAGAUCACCACGGUGUGGUGGUGUCGUCGGCAUCGCCGAAGCUGGAGGAUUUCUUGGGCGGGGGCCCCGCGAUGGCGCUGAGCUUGGACAACUCCAGCUUCUACUAUGGCGGCGGCCACGGGCACGGCCAGGACCAAGCCGGCUACCUGCAGCCGCUGCACUGCGCGGGGAUCCCCGGCUCGGGCGGGCACGGGCACGACGUGUACGGCGGCCACGCGCAGCUGGUGGACGAGCAUUCCGCCGCGGCGAUGGCGGCGAGCUGGUUCGCUGCGCGCGGCGGGGACGGCUACGACGUCAACGGCGGCGCCGGAGCCAUCCUGCCGGUGCAGGGCAACCUGCACCCGCUCGCCCUAUCCAUGAGCUCCGGGACCGGGUCCCAGUCCAGCUGCGUCACCAUGCAAGCCGGCGCACGCCCCCAUCCCCACGCCGACGCCGUCGCCGAGUACAUCGGAUUGGACGGGAGCAAGAAGCGCGGCGGCGGCGGCGCCGUGCAGAAACAGCCCACCGUCCACCGCAAGUCCAUCGACACCUUCGGCCAGCGCACGUCCCAGUACCGCGGCGUCACCAGCAGGCAUAGGUGGACGGGGAGGUAUGAGGCGCACCUCUGGGACAACAGCUGCAAGAAGGAAGGCCAGACCCGGAAAGGCCGGCAAGUUUAUCUCGGCGGGUAUGACAUGGAGGAGAAGGCCGCGAGGGCGUAUGACCUGGCGGCGCUCAAGUACUGGGGGACGUCCACGCACAUCAACUUCCCGAUUGAGGACUACAGGGAGGAGCUGGAGGAGAUGAAGAACAUGACCAGGCAGGAGUACGUGGCGCACCUCAGAAGGAAAAGCAGUGGCUUCUCUCGCGGCGCCUCGAUCUACCGAGGAGUGACAAGUAUUUGCCGCAGGCAUCACCAGCACGGGCGGUGGCAGGCGCGCAUCGGCCGCGUCUCCGGCAACAAGGACCUCUACCUGGGAACAUUCAGCACGCAGGAGGAGGCGGCGGAGGCGUACGACGUGGCGGCGAUCAAGUUCCGGGGGCUGAACGCGGUGACCAACUUCGACAUCACGCGCUACGACGUGGACAAGAUCAUGGAGAGCAACACGCUGCUCCCGGGGGAGCAGGUCCGGCGCAUAAAGGACAGCGAGCAGGCCUCGGAGGGCGACGCCGUGGCCAGCGCCGCGGCGGCAGUGGUGCAGGCCGGCAGCUGCGGCGCGGCCGACACCUGGAGGAUCCAGGCGGCGGCGGCGCUUCCGGGCGUCGCGCGGGCGGAUGAGCUGCACGUGAAGGGGCAGCACCAGGACCUGCUGUCGAGCGAGGCGUUCUCGCUGCUCCACGACGUCGUGUCCGUGGACGCCGCCGGCCAGGGAGGCGGCGGCGGCGCCAGUGCGCACAUGUCGAACGCGUCGUCGCUGGCCCCAAGCGUGAGCAACUCCCGGGAGCAGAGCCCGGACCGGGGCGUUGGCGGUGGCGGCGGCCUCGCCAUGCUCUUCGCCAAGCCCGCGGCGGCGGCGUCCAAGCUGGCCUGCCCGCUCCCGCUGGGCUCUUGGGUCUCCCCCUCGCCGGUGUCCGCGCGGCCCGGCGUGUCCAUCGCGCACCUGCCCAUGUUCGCCGCGUGGACCGACGCGUGAACAUGUCGGUGCACUAGCACAGCAGCGCAUCCAUGGCUGUGGUUUGGUGGGGUUGGAAGUGGACACUCAAAAAACUCUUGUUCGUUUUGUUCCAUGAAUUAGGGCGUGCGUGCUUAGUGUCAGCAGCAGCAGGGUAAGGAUUAGUAGCAGUAGCAGCGACCGUGGUCUAAUUCUCAAGUGGGGACUAACUAGCGGUGCUUGAUUUUGCUUGGCCUCAGGUGAUUCCUCUCCUCCGUUUGGGUUGCGAGGGGAGGUUUCUUUUUGUAAUGUCGAGGCCAGCGACAGCAACAGCUAGCAGCAUGGAUCUCCUCCAGUAGCCAACGCUAAUUUGGAGUAGGAUGGUUUAGCGUUGAUCUCCUAACUUCAACAUGGAAAAAUAUGCCAAGUUUAGUUUGCCAACAA